Messenger RNA from Dentiscutata heterogama, 892 nucleotides. NCBI's taxonomy places the organism in Eukaryota, Fungi, Glomeromycota, Glomeromycetes, Diversisporales, Gigasporaceae. The record is from the annotation of a GenBank genome assembly.
UCAAAAAGGAAUCAGCAAUACAAAGAAUUUUUAUCACCAAAAUAAUGGUGUUAUUCCAAUUAUUCGCAAUUAUACAAAUCAUUUCCCUUUCGCUCCAGUUAUUUCUAAUUUAACCUUCAUAAAUUCUUGUCCAUCUGUUAACAAUGGCCUGAUUAGUUUUAGAGGUUUAUCCACUAAAUCUAGAUUUAUGACAAGUUUACCAACACCUAAUAAUCGCACGAAAGAUUUAAUAGCUUUAAGCGGAGCUAUUUUAACCUUUUUGAUCUUUCAACCGACCAUGCAUCUCGUGAUAAGUGGUGCUCUUGCUUUUGGUGCUUAUAAACUUGUAAAAGGAUCUUUAAAUUAUAUUUGGCCACCCGUACGAUCUAUACGACCCAUUCAUCCAUUAUAUCCACAAAUGAGCCAAAUAGAAAAUACAUUUUGGAAGCAUAUAUAUUCAUCCAUUCAUGGAAUUACUAGUGAAAUUAAACGUUCACAAGAAGUAAUUUAUGAAAUAUAUUCAUCUUCAAUCAGUAAAAUUCAUGUAGCUUGCAAUAACGAUAGUGAAAUUCGAUUUUUAUUUGGUGAUUAUGAUUCUUCAACGAUUAGAUUUUCGGAUCCUCAAACUGUUAUUUCAGAAACUUUGGCAGUUUCAGAUUCUCGUGGAAAUUAUCAAAAAAUGCAUGGUGUCACAAUUGAAUAUAUUGCAACUGGAACGAAUGGUGAAAGUGCAUUUGUCAAAGCUACUGGAUAUUUGGAUAAUAACGAUGAAGUGAUGUUUAAGGAAAUUCGUUUACUUUGGCCACAUACUGGACGGGAAAUUAACAUUCCUUUACAAGAUACCAAUAAUUUCGAAGAUAAUAAGUAUGGGCCAAAUGUUAUGGAAGCUGAAUAUCGUGAUAUUAAAGAGUAA